Molecule: messenger RNA, 4533 nt
Organism: Hypanus sabinus (Atlantic stingray)
Lineage: Eukaryota; Metazoa; Chordata; Chondrichthyes; Myliobatiformes; Dasyatidae
Exons: 19
Coding region: 44-2578 (844 amino acids)
Source: RefSeq, a predicted model, not a curated record
GCGGGUGCGUGGUUCCGGGCUGGUGCCAGCGCGCAGCGAUCGGAUGGCGGCCACUAUCAGCCUGUUCGAUUUGGCCAAUUUGAGCAUCGGGCACCCCGGGCCCGGUGCAGUCAAUUUCACGGCCCUGCACUCAUUAUUGCACGCCGUGUUGCAGCACCUGGGCAUCCAGCAGGUGCUGACAGAGCGGCAGCCUGAGUUGCUUGGCCCCGAGCCCGGCAUUGGUACCGAGCCCGCGCCUGCACCCUCUCCCUACCGCCGGCUGGAACAGCAACUGCUGCGAAUGGAGCAGCAGGUGGAGGAGCUGACACGGCUGCCCAGCGCCCUGGAGCUGCUGCAGCGCAGCCGGCAGGACGGCAAGGCUGUGAGCGACGUUUGGAACCUACUUCAGCUCCGCAAAAGCACCGAGCUCAACCGGGAAGGUGUGGACAAGGCAAUGUCCAUGAUGGAAGAAAUGAUGCAAGAGAUGAAUUAUUUGAAGAAGUUCCAAAGUUCUGUUGAAGAUCGUAUUAAAGACAUAGACAUGAAUAUCAAUUCGGUGAUGAACCAAAUGGGCCAAGUAAACGAGGUUCUGAAGAAAACUGAGGAUGGGGAACAGUUUGUCAGCUGGAAGAUUCUCCAAAGAACUCUUGUUGAUCCACUCCCUGAGCCUGUUGCACACUCUCUAACAAGCCAAGUUCUUGCACCAGCUGUUGACACAAAGAUUGCAUCUGCUGAUGAUACCCAGGCAGUGGAGAACCCUGAUGAAAUGGCCACUCAUGUAUUUUUACCCCAGGAGAGAGAAAGAAAAGCACAGGCUGCUCCCAUGAUAAUCCAGCCUUCCAAAGGACAUCCAGCACAGGUACAUCACCCCUCUGCUGCACAGAAGGGAGCUGGGUCAUCCAUGCUCACUGUGAAGGGAGCUGAGCAUUAUCCUGAUACUAUAUUCGCUCUUCAACGCAUCCGACAUGCAUCUGACUAUCAACCUUUGUUGGAUCAGCGAGUCUCUGCACUCGAGAAAGCCUUCUCAGAAUUAGCCCCUGAAGCCAGCACAGCGAUGGACAGUGAGGAGCUGAAAGGACGAGAUGAGAGUGAACGACAAGUCCCAUCCCCAGGAGAAGGUGAUGGUGAUGGUGAGGGGGCAGCUGAUGAUGUGAGGGCUCAGAUAUCCAAUCUCAGGGAAGUGGUGAAGAACAUCGACGAAGAACUAAAGGAUCUCCGGAGGGUUCAGCUGAGUGGCACUGAGCCUGGAGCCCCGGUCCAGCAGCAGCUGGACAAAUUGGGUGCCGUUCUAGAGAAAAUCAUGGGCUCCUCCUGUGCCCUGCUUGGGAUGAGUCUGGGCCUGGAGACAGAGGGGACCUGUCCCGUCUGCAGCCUAGACGUCAGUCAGGAUGCCAGCAACCUGUGCCAGCGUUUUCAGAAGCUGCAAGAGACAGUGAACAUGCUGGUUGAUUCAUCCGGGGAAGGGACAAAGGACGGGGGCUUGUGCACAGAGUUACAGAGCAACAUCGAACAGCUCCAGGCCGAGUGUGAGAGGCUGAACCAGACGACCAGUCGGCUGAUCCAGGAUGAUCAGAAACAACAGAGCAACAUCCAGUCUCUGUUUGACUCGCUCGGCCGCCUUGAGACCAAGUGUGGAGAAAGGCUCCAGAUGGAUGCGGUGACGGAGCAAGUGAACCGCAUGAUGGAGUCUCUGCUCAACAAACUCUGUGCCCAUGAGAAGGACUGGAACCGCAUCUUGCAGCAGCUCAGUGCAGAGAUGGAGUGCAAGCUGGACCGGAUUGAACUGGAGCCAUUGAAAAAGCAGCUGGAGGAGCGAUGGAGGAAAUUCCGGAAACUACUACAGACCCCCCAAGGGACGGAGGAGGGAGCUGCUGUGCUCAGGAAGCAGCUCAUCAGUCAUUUCCACUGCCUCUCGUGUGAUCGGCCGCUGGACAUCAGGGUGCCCUGCACUCCGAACAUGGGCUCCCUGCCAUCACCUAACCAUGUGAGCAGCGGGUACCGGUCACAGCGCCCAGAUGCUGACCUGGCACGACGCAGGAGCAAGGGUGAACGGGUGAUGGACCUGAUGGAAACUUUCCCGCCCACAGCCAGGAGCUGUGGGGGUAGCCACACCUUGACCUAUGCUCAGUACCGGCGAUGCCCCAGGCUGUAUGAGCCCUACCCCACAAGGCCGCUGGAUGAUAAUCACUCCACUAAGCGAGUAGAGAGCCCAGUAGUGACCGAUCCACAGGGAGCUCGGGGAAGGUCCAGCUGUAAGCUGCCCUCCAUUGCAGGCCGGGAUGGGUCCAAGUAUAAGGUGUCUCGUUGUCCAUCCCAGAGGUCGCCAGCCCCCAGGAUCUCCUCCAGUCGCUUACCCAGUGCGCACCUCCCCACCGUACUGGGGCCAGGGUCAGCGGUGAACGAACGUGGUGCCCAGCAGGAGCGAAACUGCCGGUGUCCGGCUGAGCUGGUGACCAGUCCUUGCAUUGACGGUCAAGCAGGGCCGGUCCAGCCUCGGUCCAUCUCGUGUCCAUCUCCAGAGCCGACAGCAGGAACAACGGGACCUGCCUUUCACCACGAGCCUGAGUUGCCAGCCCCUGCUGAACCCCUCAAUGUUUAACAGUUGUAGAAAUAUAUUGGAGAUGAUCUGUUCAAUGGACCAUCUGUUCCUCACUGUAGGGAGCAUGAUGGGGUGCAUCAAUAUGUCACUGAGUGUUGGGGAUGGUGGGAGGUCACAUUGUGGGAGGGGAUGUUUUGGUGUGUCCAGGUUGGUGAGGGGGCAGUGCGGGAGGUGAUGUUGCUCGGCAUCGAGGGAGCAAUGGGAGGUGGAUAGAGGGAGUGGGUUGGUGGGGAGUGAAUGGGGAUAUCUCACUUUGGAGGGGUGACAUUGCUCAGUGUGUCUGGGAUGGUGGGAGGGGGAGAGAGUGAGAGAUAUUUCCUGACUCAACUGCUUACAGGUUGGGGUGCAGUUCAGAGCUGUACCACUGUACACUCCCUACACUCCCAGCCCAUACCAUAGGGUGAGGAAGCAUCAGGGUGACUCCUCCAAUAAGAACUUUGUUACCCAUCCCUCACUUUUCCCUCCAGGACCUCUGCAGUGGUUCCCCAGCCCCAGUUCUCCCUGUGUCAGCAGCUGUGUGAGAGGCUCUGGUCUGACAUAUCUAGGUUUGCUGAAUCCGAAUGUGGACUUGGUCACCAGGCUGGAUGUCCAAUUGUCUAACUGGGCAGAGAGAUUAAUAGACAAUAGACAGUAGGUGCAGGAGUAGGCCAUUUGGCCCUUCGAGCCAGCACUGCUAUUCACUGUGAUCAUACACAAUCAGUACCCCGUUCCUGCCCUCUCCCCUUAUCCCUUGACCCCGCUAUCUAUAAGAGCUCUAUCUAACUCUCUCUUGAAUGCAUCCAGAGACUUGGCCUCCACUGCCUUCUGGGGCAGAGCAUUCCACAUAUUCACCACUCUCUGGGUGAAGAAGUUUUUCCGCAUCUCAGUUCUAAAUAGCCUACCCCUUAUUCUUAAACUGUGGCUAGUUCUGGACUCACCCAUCAUUGGGAACAUGCUUCCUGCCUCCAGCGUGUCCAAUCCCUUAAUAAUCUUGUAUCUCUCAAUCAGAUCCCCUCUCAUCCUUCUAAAUUCCAGUGUAUACAAGCCCUGUCGCUCCAAUCUUUCAAUAUAUGAUAGUCCCGCCAUUCCGGGAAUUAACCUUGUGAACCUACACUGCGUUCCCUCAAUAGCAAGAAUGUCCUUCCUCAAACUUGGAGACCAAAACUGUACACAAUACUCUAGGUGGGGUCUCACCAGGGCCCUGUACAGCUGCAGAAGGAUGUCUUUACUCCUAUACUCAAUUCCUCUUGUUAUAAAGGCCAGCAUGCCAUUAGCUUUCUUCACUGCCUGCUGUACCUGAAUAAGCAGUGAGAAACUGGACAGUGGUGUGUUCAGAGGGAGAAAUGUCCCUGUGUACUGAGCACUGGAAGUAAAUGUGUGAGGAAGAAGGGGUGAGCUGGGCACAGCAGACCUGGAGCCGGCAAUUCCCACCCCCUCCCCUGGGCAGGGUCUCAGUGAUAAGUCUGAGAUGAGAAGUAUCUUCACACAGAGAUUGGUGGUUCAGCAAUUCUCCACCCACAGCAGAAAUGGAAGCUCGGUCACUGAGUGACCAAUAAUGAUUGACUGUCCCUACACCACGAGUGCCAACAGUGAAUGACUGUCCCCUACUCCGAGUGGUCAUCUAGGCACGAGUGACUGAUUGCCCCUACAUUGUGAGUUCUACUCUCUGCAAAUCUUUGACUCUGGCCAAAGGUCCAACAUCCCUGGUGAAUUUCCCAUCACAUUUUCUCAGUCGAAACUUCAGCCAAAUUGAUUCUGCACGCUAUCACUGUUUACCACAUGGACCUGUAUGCACAGCAACAAUAAACUCUUUAUAACUGCAUCGUGUCUUUGUUGGAUUUGUUUAGCUGGGGAAUCUGAGCAUUCUAUCUGAUGUCCCCUAAUAAGUUGUCAUUGUCAACGUUGGUCAGUAACCUGCUUGUGUCCAUGUCCAUCAGUGGCACGUCCAUACCUGUGUCCAGUGAGGGACCCGCUCC